Molecule: messenger RNA, 5427 nt
Organism: Ochotona curzoniae (black-lipped pika)
Lineage: Eukaryota; Metazoa; Chordata; Mammalia; Lagomorpha; Ochotonidae
Product: protein FAM186A-like
Exons: 8
Coding region: 153-5405 (1750 amino acids)
Source: RefSeq, a predicted model, not a curated record
UAGCAAACGGGGUUGCUAAUGGGGUAAGCAACUCCCUCAAAAGGCCUUUCUUUAGCUUCCUAGUGGGCACCAUUGUUAGCAUCUGUCUGCUAGAUUCUGUGAAAAAAAGGAGAAAUAGAAUAAAAUCGCCAAAUUCUCAGCAUUUCAUCAAAAUGGGAAGUGUGGAAGCUGACGAAUCUGCCUUAGAAGAAAAUGGCAUCAAUUCCCCCAUUGAAAGAACAAACUCCGAAGACACCCUAGAUAGUCCAACGGUCCCGGAGCUUGAAAUCCCAGGCCCGGUGCAGGACAUCAUCUAUCGGAUUGAGCAAGCACAGGCCUCCCGGGUCAGAGAGGAUACUAAAACACAGAUGAUCGACAUAAUGAGCAACGUGCAUCAAAUCAUGACCCGCUACUCUGUUGAUUUUGACUUGUCCUUGGGAAGGAGUAACUUCCUUACAGAACGUAUGAAAAAGCAAAGAACGACGUUUUUGGAGAGAAUGGCUACUUAUGCUAAGAAUGUCGAAAGCAGAGAAAAGACGCUUGCCUACAUUUUGGCCUGGUUAGAAGAAUGGAAUUCCAUCUUAUCGGAGAUAACUGUAUUUGAUAUUGAUGAACACUACCACUGGAUAGUACAAAUGGAGAUGUUUCCAGACACACUGAGAGCCGUUGAGAACAACAUCAAUAUACUAUGCAGCAUGAGUUCCACGUUCCUGAAAGACAAGAAGACUCAAAAGAAAAAAUCAGUGUCUAGAGCAGCUCUAUGGAAAUCCUGGAAAGACAGGUUGGUAAAGAGACCUGCAACAGCCUAUGCAUUAAGACCAGAUCAAAUGAUUACUAAUCAAUUUGCAACAAAUAGCAAGGUUUUAGAAAUUCAAAAUAUGCUGCAGGAACUCACAGGGACUACAAUAUUCAAUAAAUUGGAAAACACAGCUAUCAAAUACAUUUCAUCAACAAUACUCAAUCUUUCUAAAGCCUUGAGUACUGUAGUCGAGCAAUUAAAUAUUGCUAACAUUGUAGGUGACAGUAUGUUUUAUGAGAAAUAUGAAACAGAAAAAGAACUCUCCCGAAGAAUGAUUUAUGACCUUAGUGAGCAAAAUGAGAAGCUUCAACAAAACUUACAAGAUACACAAGAAAAGUAUGAAUACUUAAUUAGAUUCAAAAGCAUUACAGAUCAAUAUGCAUCACUUCCGACACCCAUGAUUAACAUCAAAACUGAAGACACAGAGGACAGUUUGGACACUACUUUAGCCAAAGAAUUUGACAAUACACUAUUUAAGUCUCCUUCGAAAAAGAUCAAAGCUUCUGAGACAAAGUGGGACUCUACUCUUUUAUAUAAAGCUGGAAUGAUCCCAGAGUUAUCUGAAGAGCCAGACCCACAAUCUGAAAAAAAGGGAAAAAAAGCUGCUGGUCCUUCUAAAACGCCCACGGGAAGUAAAGAAGGGCAGAGAGGGGCUGUUUAUUCAUAUGGCAUGACUGGCCAAUAUCAACCUGUGAAAACAGAACACACAAAAGGUCCACACACCCAAGACCACGCUGGAUCAAAUACAAGCAAGCAAGACAGUGAAGAGAAACUGACUGAAGCCCAAACUAAUCAAUACUCUGAGCUAGAAGAAAUAGAGAAGGGAACAGAAGGAAUAAAAACAAAGACAUCAUCUGAACCAGGAAUCCAGCAUCUCCCUUUCAGCGAAGCUAAAAACCAACAUGUCAAAGGUAGAACAUCUUACAAGGCAGAGCAGGCCAGGAAAUUUAAAACUGAAUCUCCCUUGAGAAAGGGGCUUAAUUUAUCGGACCUAAAAGAGCCCCCCAUUGAGUCAACAAACAAAUGGACUAGGGACCUAACAGAUCCAUCGAGUAUGGCUCAAGUGAAACAAACAUCAAUGUCACAGAAAGCUGAAGUUCAAGGAAAGACACAGGACAUCCCCUUAACAACGGACAGAAGCAGAGUAGGGAGAAGAGACCAUGAGGAAAGUCCAGCCUUCAGCAAACAACCCAAGUCUCCUCAACUUGAGAAAUCACGCACAAAUAUCCAGAAAGAUUCUUCAGAAACUGAAAGGGCAUUAGCAACUCCAGAGGUCAAAGGUGAACAGAGUAACAUGGAAUCAUUUCAGAAAGCCUUAAUGGAUUUCCUUAAAGAGAAAAUUAACAACAUAGACAAGCCUGUUGAUGAAAACACCAUGCCAAGGAAGGAGAGCUUACUGAAAAGGGCAGAAAUGGAAAACUUUGAAACAAUAAAAGCAAAGAUGGAUGAAUACUUCCAAAAAAUGGCUGAGAUUGUGAUUCAAAUGGUGAGGAAAUUCAAAGUUGCAAAAAACGAAGGGGAUAUUGGAGAGAAACCCAGGAUGCAAAAAAAGGCAGUUUCAUUCAUGCCGGUACUGCAUGAUCAGAAGUCAUCAACUACUGCCAAGUCUGAAAUCAGCCGUUUCCUCUCAAAUGAAAAUUUAGACCCAGUAAUGAAAAAUGUAAUAGAAAUGAUCUUGACUGAAAUAGAAAGUGAGGGAGAUGCUCCAACAGUCUCAACAGUAAGAAAAGAAUAUGAGAAAGCAAAGCCCAAACAGGAUGAAUAUGGACAAGAGGGUCAAGACAAAAUGCAAGACAAAUCUAGUCUCCAGAAGGAAGCUCAUAUGAUGACAGAGGCACAGAAGACAACAGCGAAAGAGCAAGGGAUGCUCUUCCAAAGAGAGAAGGAAGGGAAGCUGAGCCUGGAUCUGAAGGCCUCAACACCAGAAGCCCUUUACAUCUACCCACAGCCCCUUGCAGAGCACAAAACUCACACUCCUCAGCUUUUCCAGGUCAUGGAUGUACCUCUGACCCAUAAGCAGGCCCCAGCCACAAAGACUUCUCAGCAGGCCAAUGCCCAGAGGACAACUCUGAUUCAUCAUCAGACCCAGGCCCCGGCAGUCACUCAAAUCCCUCAGCAGGCCCAGGCCCUGGCAACCACUCUGACCCCUCAGCAGGCCCAGAUGCUGGGGACAACACUGACCCCUCAGCAGGCCCAGGCCCUGGCGACCACUCUGAUCGCUCAGCAGGCCCAGGCUACCACUCAAAUCCCCCAGCAGGCCCAGGCUACCACUCAAAUCCCUCAGCAGGCCCAGGCCUUGGUGACUACUCUGACCCCUCAGCAGACCCAGAUGCUGGGGACAAGACUAACCUCCCAGCAGGCCCAGGUCCUGGAGACAACUUUGACUUCUCAAGAAUCCCAGGCCCUGGGGACAACUCUGACCCCUCAACAGGCCCAGAUCCUGGGGAUAACUUCAAUCACUCAGGAAGCCAAGCCUUUGAGAAUUCUGACCUCCCAGCAGGCCCAGGCUUUGGGGACUACUCUGACCCCUCAACAGACUGAGGCCCUGAACAUAACAAUGAUUACUCAGCAGGCAAAGGCCUUGGGGACCCUGACCCCUCACUAUACCCUGAGUCAGGGGAUUCAUCUUAACCCUGAAACGGUCUGGAAUUCACAUAUGGCACUCAAACAAGAAAAUGACCAGGCUUGGCUGCCUCCUCUAACCUUGGAACCAGAUCUAGCACUGACAGCCCCUACUCCCCUUCAGGACACCCCGGCAGUAAAGGCAGCUGGCACUUCUGAACAGAUCCAGGCAAUGCAAAUCUCAUCCAACAUGCAACAGGCUUGGGUAUUUGGCGUUCCUAGCACUGAAGAACAUAUUGAGCUCACCCAGGCAACUGGAGCCACCCCUUCUCCUAAUCUGGUUCAGGAGAUGGAGCUACCAUUCACUUCUAUGCAGGCCCAGUCAUUAGGGGUGUCUCCCACUCCUGAGCAGUCACCAAUAUCUGGGACUCCUCCUAUUCCAGGGCAGCCCCUUGAACUGGAAGCUCUUAGCGCUAGGCAGUUAUUUCUGCCUAAGAGCCCUCAAACUGCCUGGCUACCUCCAGUAUUGGAAGGCCCUCCUACACCCAGGUGGCCUAUAACAUCUGAAAUGAUGUCCAUCUCUGCAAAGAUACCAAGUGUCUGGCAUCCUCUCACACCUGGGAAGUCUCUCCCUGGAGAGUUCAUGGAGUCCAGACUCUUAACCAUCUCUGGAAAGUCCCUGGAACACCAACCUGCCCCCAUAGAACAGUCCCCCUCUCCCCCAGCCCCGAACACCCUUGGGCAGCAACUGACCCCACUGAUCCUCCCUGAGGAUGCUUCCCCACCAUGGAUCCAUCCCACUCCUGGCCAUCCUUCCAGACUCUGGACCCCUUCAGCUACUGGAAUGUCCCAACAAGGUGUUCUGUCUUCUGACAAGAAGAAAAGAUGGGCAACUAUUUCUACUCUGAAAGCUCAGUCUUUGAUCCAACCCAGUACCCCAGUUUUGAAGACAGGUCAAGCUCCAUUCACCAUUAACAAGAUCCAACUGCCAGAGAUCUUUGACACCCCAGAUGAACCCCAAACACCUCGAGAUCCCUCAUCCAUGGAACUACUUAAGGCAGUUGAGCCCCAUCUCACAAGUGACAGCCCCCCAGACCCGCAGACCCCUCAUACUAAUGAGGAGAUCCUGCACACACUGCAGAAGGCCAGGAAAUCGCUGCCUUCCCUGACUCCUCAGUUACUGGUAACAUCACAGAAGCCACAAUGGGACCAGAAAUCAUGGUCUCCCUCUAUAGAAAAGCCGUGGAUGACAGCUUCAUGUUCAGAUACCAACAAAGACAACAUGGUGGGGCCUCCUUCUCCCCAAGAACUUGAAGGAAAGACAUAUUUUGUUGAUGUGUCAGCUCAGAGAAAGAACUUGAUACUGUUAAAUCAGGCCAUGGGAACUUCUGCACUUCCUUCCCACUUACACAUGAUAGCUAGGAAUCUCAUCAUUGAGACGCUACAUACAGACGCAGUUCGGCUGGGAUACCUGUUACACAAGUACGUUGCCUACAGGCUGAUCCAGCGUGUGAGAAACAAUAUAAUCUAUCAAAUAAAAGCCAUCCAAUACACUGGUAAAGGAUAUGAAACCCAGAAACUCUAUGUCAUGCUGAGCAGAAUUGACGACUAUCAGAAAAAGAUGAUGUAUACCUGGACUGAGAGGCAGAAGUUUCUAGAAGAGAAACGAAAUCAGUGCCUGAGGAAAAUGAUAUCCUUAUUUACCCAGUUACAAGAGAUAUACAAAUUGAAUCUUAGUCAACCCAUCCCUUUGACAAUCAAUAAAAAGGAGAUGCCUGCCUCUACUGAGUUUGUUCAACAAACAUUCCAGAAGUUGUCAAUAGAAGAAGACAGACAAUCUGUCAAGAAAAUUAGAUGCCAAGAAGACCAGACUGAUGCCAUCUGGGAAACUGAUUUAUCUAUAUCCAGCUACCCAAUAGUAGAGAAGACACCAAUAAAUGUGCCCUGGGACCAGCUGGGUGGGUACCCAGAUGUUCCUAGGCUGCUCCAGUUAGAUGUCCAGUCUACCUUCAGAAAAUCUCUUGCAUCCAUUAAAACACGGUCAGUACUAGCAGCACCCUGGUAACUGGGCCUUUUGUCACAUCUCG